Messenger RNA from Triplophysa dalaica, 5056 nucleotides. It is a transcript of the gene agap1, whose product is annotated as ArfGAP with GTPase domain, ankyrin repeat and PH domain 1. Gene Ontology annotation, cellular component: nucleus. Bases 572 to 4234 code for a protein of 1220 amino acids. NCBI's taxonomy places the organism in Eukaryota, Metazoa, Chordata, Actinopteri, Cypriniformes, Nemacheilidae. The record is from RefSeq and is a predicted model, not a curated record. Gene Ontology annotation, molecular function: GTPase activator activity; protein binding; GTP binding. The transcript has 19 exons.
AGAGGAGAGAGGCGGAUAUGAAUCCGUAGCUCUGCGUUCGUGUGUCUCUUUUCCCGGGACCCUCGUUCUGCUCGCCGCGAAGUCGUGCGCGUUUCUUUUGAAAGACACUUUUGAAAGAGACUUUAAAUACACGGCGGCGGGAAACAAUAGCGAGCUCGGUCCGGUGAAAAGAGAGCAAGCUGGCGGCACGGCGGGGGAUGCACGGGCACAAUAGGAGAGACCAAACUCUUCUGCUUGCGGAGGACAGUGUUGCAAUAACAUUAUUUUUCAGGCAUAUAAACCUCGCAGCGGGAAGCGUUAGUUUGAAGCAGGACUUUUCUUUCACGCGCAUUUAGCGUGAACACAAGGACAGGAUUUACACUGGACGCCGAGGGGAUUUAAUGAGGAUUUGCUGUUUUGGGAGAUAUUUUGAUAACGCCGAUUGUCAAACGCCACGAAUAGACCGGGAAACAAACCAAACCAAUCCUGUUCUAUUAUUAUACUGCGAUGUUUUCUUAGUAUUCCUGUUAUUUUCACUAUAUCACAUUCAAACAAACACAAGACCUAAAUUAAUUGACUUGGUUUCCAGAGAAUGUACUUGCUUGAUGGUAGUUACCCGGAAAGGAUGGAGCGGGGUACGCCACAAAGGAAAACCGUGUAUCGCAUCUCUUUGACAUUAGUGAAAAAAGAGAACCUGCAGGAUGGCGGAAGCUCGGCGCACAAGCGCCUGGAGAACCCGAAAGUGAGCGCGUACCGACGGGAGGCAUCGUGUGAGAUUCCGCGGAGCUCUCCACUGGAGGAGCUGAAAGAAGUGGAUGACGAGACGGACGAGUUUUCCUCACACUCAUACAUGAGAAACUUUAGAACUUUUAGCACCGGACAUCUGGAGCUGGGCAGGUUAAAAAUCUCAAAGAGGGCGCAGGCGUUAAAUGAAAAGUGCGUCUUGCCAGAGCAUGCUCAGAAGGUGAGUGAAAAUGGGGCACUUGUGCACAAAAAGAACAUUCAAGCUAAAGAAAUAACGGAAAGCAACGUCAAAUGUACAGAAAUCUCAGGCACAGUUGCUGGUAAUGGAGAAAACACAGGUUAUACAAAGAUUCUCAAGACCUCCAGGAGCACGGAGGAACCGGUCUCUAUGUGGUCAGAUGAGACUCAGGCUUCAGAGGAAGCAGAAAGUGUCAGGACAGCCAAAGAGAGCUGCAUUUCCACUUUGCUGGCUAAAGGGAAUGGAAAAACCCCUAAGCCGGCGCCUGAAACCACCCCUGUGAAAAGACACCCUAGCCUGCUGCGACGAAGCUUCAGCUUUCGCCACUGGACCGGUGGAGAGUUAAUACGCAUACGGGCGCUCUCCAAAGAGAAGCACCACAGCAGCUCGGGCUGCAUUGGUCGUGAUGGAGAAGAGAACCAGGCCCAGUCCAGCACGGUUCUCCAAAACCCUGCUUUUGAGUCUGAGUCCGAGAAGCGAAAUACCUUGGACGUGGGCGAGGUCCUGUGCAAAACGGACUCCAUGACUGAGCUGGGCCGCAGGGACAGGGCGAAAGGAAAGAACCGCACACUGGACAACAGCGACUUGUUCAAGCUGACUGAGAAAUCUUUAGUGGAAAAGGAAGGUUUUAUUAGAGGGACAGGUUUUCGUUCAAGCGGACACGAGCGUAAAUUAAUUCGGUUCUUUAGCGGGAUCUUCUCAAAGCGAGACGGGACAUCCACGCCGCUGAGCAGCCCCAGCAACCAGGCGCUACGGAAGAACGGUCUGCUCGGAUCUUACCGGAGAUCUGAUACUGGCUUUUCACAGUCCAGCACGGAGAGCGUUAACGGAUGCCUGCCUGACGAUGCGUUUGUCAACAGUCAGGAGUGGACACUCAGUCGCUCAGUACCAGAGCUCAAAGUGGGCAUUGUGGGUAACCUGGCAAGUGGGAAGUCUGCACUUGUGCACCGGUAUCUGACAGGGACUUAUGUGCAGGAAGAGAGCCCUGAAGCUGACGUGGAUGCAGGGGGACGCUUUAAGAAGGAGAUCGUAGUGGAUGGACAGAGUUACCUCCUUCUGAUCAGGGAUGAAGGGGGACCUCCAGAGGCUCAGUUUGCGUUGUGGGUGGAUGCAGUGAUUUUCGUCUUCAGUCUGGAGGAUGAGAUCAGCUUUCAGACUGUUUAUCAUUACUACAGCCGUAUGGCCAACUACCGCAACACAGCAGAUGUGCCCCUGGUACUUGUGGGAACUCAGGAUGCUAUCAGUGCAGCUAACCCUCGUGUCAUCGAUGACACACGUGCUCGCAAACUGUCGAAUGACCUGAAGCGGUGCACCUAUUACGAGACCUGCGCCACCUACGGCCUCAACGUGGAACGGGUCUUCCAGGACGUGGCUCAGAAAAUAGUUGCCACCCGGAAGAAACAGCAACUCUCCAUCGGACCCUGUAAGUCACUACCCAACUCACCGAGUCACUCUUCCGUCUGCGCAGCUCCUGUGUCUGCAGUGCAUAUAAGCCAGACCAGUAAUGGUGGAGGAAGUCUGAGCGAUUACUCGUCCUCCGUACCCUCCACUCCCAGUACCAGUCAGAAGGAACUUCGUAUCGAUGUGCCCACAUCUGCCAACACACCUACACCCGUCCGCAAACAGUCCAAACGACGUUCCAACCUCUUCACGUCUCGGAAGGCGAGCGAACCAGACAGGGAGAAGAAAGGAAUGGACGGUCGCGCAGACAGCAUUGGAAGUGGCCGCGCUAUCCCAAUUAAACAGGGCAUGUUGCUGAAAAGAAGCGGCAAGUCGCUGAACAAAGAAUGGAAGAAAAAAUACGUCACACUUUGCGACAACGGAAUCCUCACCUAUCACCCCAGUCUGCAUGAUUACAUGCAGAAUGUUCACGGGAAGGAGAUCGACCUGCUUCGGACUACAGUAAAGGUUCCAGGGAAGAGGCCCCCCAGGGCCAUCUCCACAUGUGCCGCCCCCAGUCCCAAAACCAAUGGGCUCACCAAGGACAUGAGCAACCUGCAGCUUGGACAGACACCGGGGUCUGUGACCAGCAGUUCUUCUGUGUCUCAGAUGGCGAGCGGCAUCAGUCUGGUGUCUUUUAACAGUCGUCCGGAUGGGAUGCACCAACGCUCGUAUUCCGUGUCCAGCGCUGACCAAUGGAGUGAAGCCACAGUCAUCGCCAACUCAGGAAUCAGCACAGAUACUGGUCUGGGAGAUUCUGUGUGCUCCAGUCCUAGUAUAUCCAGCACUACCAGUCCAAAAAUGGACCCACCCCCGUCGCCUCAUGCCAACCGCAAAAAACACAGGAGGAAGAAGAGUACCAGCAACUUCAAAGUGGACGGCUUCUCUGGCACUGCAGAAGAACCAGAGGACAACUUUGAAUUCAUCAUCGUGUCUCUCACGGGACAGACGUGGAAUUUUGAGGCGACGUCCUACGAGGAGCGUGACGCGUGGGUACAGGCCAUUGAAAGUCAGAUCCUGGCGAGCCUGCAGUCCUGUGAGAGCAGCAAGCAGAAGUCUCGUCUGAGCAGCCAAUCAGAAGCCAUUGCGCUACAGUCGGUCAGGAACAUGAGAGGAAACACACGGUGUGUGGACUGUGAAGCCCAGAACCCUGAUUGGGCCAGUCUGAACCUGGGGGCCCUGAUUUGUAUCGAAUGUUCGGGCAUUCACCGUAACCUGGGGACCCACGUCUCCCGUGUCCGCUCUCUGGACCUGGACGAAUGGCCUAUGGAGCUCAUCAAGGUCAUGUCGGCCAUCGGCAAUGAGCUAGCCAAUAGCGUGUGGGAGGCCAACGCUCAAGGUCGCCUAAAGCCCGCCCCUGAUGCCAGCAGAGAGGAGCGUGAGCGCUGGAUCAGGGCCAAGUAUGAGCAGAAGUUGUUUUUGGCGUCGCUGACGUGCACAGAACUGACUUUGGGACAGCAGUUACUGCGGGCAACGGCGGAGGAAGACCUGCGCUUUGUGGUCAUUCUGUUGGCCCAUGGCUCCAGAGAUGAGGUCAACGAAACCUGUGGGGAAGGUGACGGCCGGACAGCCCUGCACCUGGCCUGCCGCAAGGGGAACGUGGUGAUCACGCAGCUACUCAUAUGGUACGGGGUGGACAUCAUGGCACGGGACGCCCACGGCAACACUGCACUGGCUUACGCACGCCAAGCGAACAGCCAGGAGUGCAUGGACGUCCUCCUCCAGUACGGCUGUCCCGACGAGCGUUACCCACUCAUGGCCACGCCCAACCUGUCACGCAGGAACAAUAACCGCAAUAACAGCUGCUCCAGCGUGAACAGUGCAGUUAUAUGAGACAUCAAACACAUGCGAGUGAACCCAUACACAUAAACACACAUUUCAGUCAACACUCAUUGAAAAAUAUACAGCUCCUUUACUACAUCCGUAUCACAAGCAGACUGUGGUGAAGACGCAUGAGAAGAGCCACUUACAGCCCUACCUGGGCAGCAUCUUGACUUUGAAAGCCAUCCGUUUGAAAACAUUGCAGCAUGGGAAAUCAUGUGGGAUUUGGGAGGCAGUGUCCAGCAUCUCACCACAUUAUGGAACAAAAGUGCAUAAGUGAAAAUGCCAGUUGACACUAUUAAGUACAUGAUGGGAGAUUGGAGUCAGUUAACUGACAGGCAGGUGAUGCAUCCGUCCCCACACUAAUAAACAUUCUGCCCUCUGCCUUUUGUGUGCAGUACAACGUGUGACUUACAGUAUGGGACACCUUAUAAAACACUGGGACUAAAAAAUACCUAGAAGUUUGCUGAGUGUAUGUGUUCACAUUGACCCCCACCUCACAAAGACACCGGCCUUUCUGUCCGACGAUGACACUUUUGUUUUCUAACAAUCUCUCUCUGUUCUCAUUCUACACACAUUUUUCAGUGCAUCGAUUCAGUCGGUCAGGUCAUUAUGUUUACUUUGUUUAUUUUGCUUUUAAAUGUGAAAGAACGUUUCAAUGUUUGAAAAUACUCAACUUCUCAAACAUUCUGACAGACAUUCUGUAGUAUUCUUUUAAACCGUUUUGGUUUUAACAGCACACACAUUGUUGCAGAGUCAAGUUUGUUUUAUUGUUCAUUACUGGACCAACAGAAGAUUCUUAAAGUUUUUAAAUUAAAGGGAAUUCUGAUUUUA